AUGGCGGCGGCGCGGCGGGUGCGGGCGCUGCUGGCGGCGAACCUGCUGGCGCUCGCGGGGCUCGUGCUCUUCGCCGCGCUCUGCCGCCGCGGGGGCCGCCCGGGGCCGGGGCCGGGGCGGGGGGCCGGGGCGGGGGCCGCGGACCGCGAGGCCAUCCUGCGGCGCCUGGACCACCUGGAGGAGGCGGUGUUCCGCCAGCUCAACGGCCUCGCCAGGCCCAUGGGGCUGGUGGAGGGCCCGGGCGGCCUGGGCCAGGGCGGGGCGGCGGCCACGCUGCAGGGCGACGGCCAGGAGGCCGCAGGCAGCUUCGAGGAGUUCGGCUACAACGCACAGCUGAGCGACCGCAUCUCCCUGGACAGGACCGUCCCCGACUACCGGCCCAAACGGUGCCGGCAGCUGAGCUACGCCCACGACCUGCCCCAGCUCUCCGUGGUGUUCAUCUUCGUCAACGAGGCGCUGUCCGUGCUGCUGCGCUCGGUGCACAGCGUGGUCAACCACACGCCCUCGCCGCUGCUCAAGGAGGUCAUCCUGGUGGACGACAACAGCGACAACGCGGAGCUCAAGGCCAGCCUGGACCAGUACGUGCACAGGCGGUACCCGGGGCUGGUGAAGGUCGUCCGGAACAGCCGGCGCGAGGGCCUGAUCCGGGCGCGGCUGCAGGGCUGGAGGGUGGCCACUGCGCCUGUCGUCGGCUUCUUCGACGCCCACGUGGAGUUCAGCGCCGGCUGGGCCGAACCGGCGCUGACCCGGAUCCGGGAGGACCGCCGCCGCAUCGUGCUGCCCGCCAUCGACAACAUCCGCUUCGACACGUUCGAGGUGCAGCAGUACGCCAGCGCCGCCCACGGCUACAACUGGGGGCUGUGGUGCAUGUACAUCAUCCCGCCCCAGGACUGGCUGGACCGCGGGGACGAGGCCGCGCCCAUCCGGACCCCCGCCAUGAUCGGCUGCUCCUUCGUGGUGGACCGGGAGUACUUUGGGGACAUUGGCCUGCUGGACCCGGGCAUGGAGGUGUACGGCGGCGAGAACAUCGAGCUGGGCAUGAGGGUGUGGCAGUGCGGCGGCAGCAUGGAGGUGCUGCCCUGCUCGCGCGUGGCGCACAUCGAGCGCACCCGGAAGCCCUACAACAACGACAUCGACUACUACGCCAAGCGCAACGCGCUGCGCGCGGCCGAGGUGUGGAUGGACGGCUUCAAGUCGCACGUGUACAUGGCCUGGAACCUGCCCAUGACCAACCCGGGCGUGGACUUCGGGGACGUGUCGGAGCGGCUGGCCCUGCGCCGGAGGCUGAAGUGCCGGAGCUUCCAGUGGUACCUGGAGAACGUGUACCCCGAGAUGCGGACCUACAACAACACCCUCACGUACGGAGAGGUGAGAAACAGCAAAGCCAGCGGCUACUGCUUGGACCAGGGAGCGGAGGACGAUGACCGAGCCAUCCUCUACCCCUGCCACGGGAUGUCCUCCCAGCUCGUGCGCUACAGCACGGAGGGCCUGCUGCAGCUCGGCCCCCUCGGCUCCACCGCCUUCCUGCCCGACUCCAAGUGCCUGGUGGACGACGGCAGGGCCCGCACGCCGGCCCUCAGGAAGUGCGAGGAGGUGGCCCGGCCCGCCCAGCGGCUAUGGGACUUCACCCAGGGCGGCCCCAUCGUGAGCCGGGACACGGGCCGGUGUCUGGAGGUGGAGAUGUCCAAGGACGCCAACUUCGGGCUGCGGCUGGUGCUGCAGCGGUGCUCCGGGCAGAAGUGGGCGAUCCGCAACUGGGUCAAGCACGGCCGGCACUGA
This is a messenger RNA of Pipistrellus nathusii (Nathusius's pipistrelle), 1779 nucleotides long. Lineage: Eukaryota; Metazoa; Chordata; Mammalia; Chiroptera; Vespertilionidae. The record is from the annotation of a GenBank genome assembly.